AUGGCUCCAGGCGCCGCCGGUGCCGCGCGGCUUGCGCCCCUGGCCGUGCUCUGGACUCUGCUGCCGGGGCCUGGAGGUGCCAGGACAUCAAUACAUCCUUCAAAAGCCAUCAUACCCCGUGGAGGCUCCCUGAGGGUGAACUGCAGUAUGUCCUGUGACCAAAAGACAACGUUUGGCCUAGAGACUGAAUUAACCAAGAAGGUGGUGAGCCAUGGGAACAACUGGAAGGUUUUUGAACUGAGUGAUGUGCAAGAAGACAUCAACCUGUUGUGCUACUCAAACUGUCACAAGGAACAGACAAUAGCUUCGAUGAACCUCACCGUAUACUGGAUCCCGGAGCGCGUGGAGCUGUCUCCCCUGCCCCUCUGGCAGCCUGUGGGUGAAGAACUUGAGCUGAGCUGCCUGGUGUAUGGCGGGGCCCCCAGGGACCACCUCUCCGUGGUGCUGCUCUCCAAGGAGGAGCUGGGCCGGCAGCCAGUGGGAAAGGGGGAGCCCACCGAGGUCAUGUUCACGGUGCAGCCAAGAAGAGAGGACCAUGGCAUCAAUUUCUCUUGCCGCUGGGAACUGGACCUGCGGUCACAAGGGCUGGAACUCUUCCAGAACACCUCGGCCCCCAGGAAGCUCCAGACCUAUGUCCUGCCAUCGACCGACCCGCACCUUGAGGCCCCCCGGGUUGUGGAAGCAGGCUCACGGUGGCUGGUGAAGUGCACGCUGGAUAGACUAUUCCCAGCCUGGGACGCUGAGGUCUACCUGGUGCUGGGGGAGCAGAGGCUGGAAACCAGCAUCACGUACCAUGAUCACUCCGUCUUGGCUGAGGCCUGGAUCGAGGGAAACGAGGAGGAAGAGGGCACCACGUCCUUGAAGUGUUCAGUGAGUCUGGGAAACGAGAUCCGGAAGACGCGAGAGAGCGUGAGCAUCUACAGCGUCCCGGCUCUCUCCCGGCCGCUGAGCCCACCCGAGGUCUCAGAAUGGACUACGGUGACCGUGGAGUGCGAGGCCCGUGCUGCCACUGUGGUGACGCUGAACGGAGACCUGGCUGGGCCUCUGGGCCCGAGGGCCCAAUUGCAGCUCAACGCCAGUGCCGAGGACAGUGGGCGCAGUACCUCCUGCUCUGCUGAGCUGGAGAUGACUGGGCUGGUGGUCCAGAAACACCGGUCCCUGGAGCUCCGUGUCCUGUGUGAGUGAGGCCGCUGGACAAGGACCCCUAAGCUCCAAGCCCACCCACCCCCACCCUGACCCUGGUGAGGCCCUUACUCAAAUUCCCACCUAAGUCUUCUUACGCAUAGACCCAGAAGGUGAGUGGUGUCCAGAUCCCUGAUCUACCCAAUUCCCCCCACUCCACAUUUGCUGUGUUUCUUCAGAAGGCCCCCGACUAGACCAGUGGGUUUGCCUGGGAAACUGGUCGUGGCAGGAAGGCUUGGAGGAGACCCUGAAGUGCGAGGCCCAGGGGAACCCAAUCCCCAAGCUGAACUGCAGCCAGAAAGAGGACAGGGCUUCGCUGCCCAUCGGGGAUCUGAGGCCCAUCAAGCGGGAGGUGGCGAGCACCUACCUGUGUCGGGCCACCAGCGCUCGUGGUGAAGUCACCCAUGAAGUGGUCCUGAACGUGCUCUGUGAGUACUGGAGUUUGGGGCCACGAAGGGACUCAGAGCAUCCACUGCAGGCACAAGGGGUUCAAUCCCUGGUUGGGGUGCUGAGAUCCCAGAAGCUGUAUGAUCAGG
This is a messenger RNA of Odocoileus virginianus texanus, 1718 nucleotides long. The record is from RefSeq and is a predicted model, not a curated record. NCBI's taxonomy places the organism in Eukaryota, Metazoa, Chordata, Mammalia, Artiodactyla, Cervidae.